Molecule: messenger RNA, 3947 nt
Organism: Phymastichus coffea
Lineage: Eukaryota; Metazoa; Arthropoda; Insecta; Hymenoptera; Eulophidae
Gene: CrebA
Product: cyclic AMP response element-binding protein A
Exons: 7
Coding region: 751-2082 (443 amino acids)
Biological process (GO): regulation of transcription by RNA polymerase II
Molecular function (GO): DNA-binding transcription factor activity, RNA polymerase II-specific; cAMP response element binding
Source: RefSeq, a predicted model, not a curated record
GGCCACAUGGAGAUCGAUACAGUAGCAGUACACAGAGUCGUCGUCGAGGCGCACGGCCGUAUGGAGGCGCUUUGAACGCCACAGCAAGUCUCCGCUAGUAACAGGUGGUUCGCGUUGGUUGGUCGAGCGACUCGGCGGCUCGGCAUUUUCUCUCCGCUCCGUCGUGUGCGCAAUCAUAGCAGCCGUGGGCCGCUGAGGCAAAGCGCCGCGGCAAGCAGCGCCAGGAACCGACGACAAAGACUGAAGUGCGAGUUAGAGCUGGUUCAGUGCGGCCGUAGUCCCACGUGCGUUCGGAGCUGAGGCUUCGCCGUUGUCGAACGAUCGACCGUCGCUGCUCGCUCGCCGUUGUUGCUGCUCCUCGCCGCUGGCGGCUCGCCUCCCACUUCUCACGCGCAUCACACAGGCGCGCGCGUCCGCCGCGGCUUGUUUUCCGAGCCGCCGCGAAAAAUUCGAAAAGGACAACGCCCAGUGCUCCUCGGUCGCGCGAGUGUGUUGUGAUCGACGCUGCCAAGAGAGUGCUUCGAGCUCGCACGUUUGCCGGCGAUUCGGCGAAGCGCAAGCGUCACAGUGAAAGGGCUCUCUCUCUCUCUCCCCACGAUGCUGCGCUACUGCCGCUGUUGAAACAAUCCGAGAAAGACCGCCGUUGAGCGACGAUUGAAAGUCAAGAAGCAAGGAGAGGACGGGAGGGAAGAAGCCGGUUACAUUGGCCGUGUGAGCGGAGCUUUUCAAGAGUCAUAGACAGAGCAAAGGAUGAUGGAGUAUUAUGACGCUGGGACAAGCGACCUCAAGGAACUUUGGGGGGACUACUCCUACUUUGUCGACACGAGCCUUGGUCAAGAUGUGUUGAUGUGCAAAGAAGACGAUUGGAUAAUGGGACUCCGUGACAAGUCAUCUUGUGGUGGGGUUGUACUUCGAGAUCGACUGAUGACCGAUGCCGCACUGGGUGGACCAAAACCAAUUAAAAACGAGCACAGCUACAGCUUACUGGCGUCCAGUCCACCGCGAACAAAUGUCGAGAGCAAUGGACCAGCGGUCAGGGUACAGAAGAUUAAACAGCCACACCAUCAGAUUGUCUGUUCCACUAGUGAAACUAGCAGGAUCGACGUGACGGACAUGGAGGAGGAGUGUUUCCCAGCAAUCUCGAUGAACACGGCAUCUGGUAGAGAUUCAUUGCGCUCGACGCCGGAACCUUUUCAUACGACGGAAUGCAAUGUCAGGCAGCAAGAAGAGCGAGAAACUGCCGAUGCUGCCGGAGAUGAGGAGACAAACGAGGCAACAACAGUAGUCAAUUGCUCGGCCGUCAAAGGUGAACCACUUAGCGCCCCUUGCAGUCCUUGCGCCUCCGAUCCUGCCAUGCUUCUCGAGGAGAAGAACACCGUUGCUAUAUCGCCUCACAGUAUACACCUUGCUGCUUUCGCUAACUCGCAGAGUAGUGACAGCGAAGAAGACGAAGAGGAGAUGCCGAUGGAAUUCAAAGUCGAGGAUUAUCACGUGAUGGGUUGCGAGGACGACGCUGUUGAUCAGACGUCAAACCAAGAAUUGCCACCAACCCCACCAAGUAGCGCAAGCUCGGAUAGCGAGGGUACGGUCUCGGCCUCGUGUUCGCCCGAGCGAAGGGAUUCUCAUGGCUCUGUUCACGUACAAAAUCUCCGUGGCUUUCUACAGCCAAGGCUAUAUGUCACAGCCAGUGGCACUAUAGGCCAACAUGCCACUAGCACGCGUCAGCCGAUACAUACUCCACUGAUUUCCUGCCAGCCGAAGGGUUCCACGGGCAUCCUCGUGUUGACCGAAGAAGAAAAGAGGACACUGAUAGCCGAAGGAUAUCCCGUGCCAACGAAAUUGCCCCUCACCAAGCAGGAAGAGAAGUCCCUAAAGAAAGUACGCAGAAAAAUAAAGAACAAGAUAUCCGCCCAAGAGUCUCGUAGGAAGAAGAAAGAGUACAUGGACGGUCUCGAGAGGCGAGUAACGCUUCUAACAAACGAGAACAGCACCUAUCGAGAAAAGUUGUCCACCCUGGAGAAUACCAACCGUCAGCUUAUGAAGGAGCUGCAACGCUUGCAAGCGUUGAUCCAACGAAAGUGAAAGUCUUCCUAGAUAACAUGAAAAUAAAAAAGAGCAGCCCCCGACGGUGCUUGUGAGCUUGUACUGAUACGAUAAUAAUCGUAUACAGACUUGUUUUGUGGCCUUCGUAGUAGUAAACGUGUGCGUACCUGCCGCCCCAAAGAGAAUGUACGUUUCUUAUUAAAGGACCUAAAAAACAAAUAACAAAAAAAAAAAAGAAAAAAAAAAAAAAGAGAAACAGAACGGCGAGUAAAACUCUUUCUUUUUUUCUCUUGCCAUACAUGGCGUUUUUAUUAGUUAGGGAUUUAAGGGUCCGCAAGGUAUGCUCUUACGUGCGCUACAAUUUAUACGUAAAGAUGAUAUAGAAAAAAAAGGGACGUCCGUUAUUAAAUUUUUUCUUAGUGCUAAGCGUAAAACUUUUUUCUUUUUCUUUUCUCUUGUCUCAAAAUGAUCCAAGCAUUUUUUGUUGAUGAUCGACAGAUGUUAAAAGAAAAUGUUGCUGUUCAAAGUAUAAUACAGAAAUGAUGUACAUAGAGAGUUUGAGAAGUUAUAUACAAGGCAACGAGUGUUGAAACAUUCUUAUCGAGUCAUGCCUUAUAAUAUAGCCCUAGUUUUGCUGCGCGACCAACAAACUCACGUCGUCAUUAAUGUCUUGAUAAUGGACUGUUGCCAAAUCGCCCGGGAGUCGUGCAAAAGUGAUUAUCAUUGUUUUAUUGAUAUUGUUUCAUCUUUACACAUCAUCCAUUUAUUCAUUCCUUCUUUACUAUUAAUUUUACGAUUAACGAUUGUGUGAUUAAAAAAAAACGCAUUUAAUUACUUGUUUACUUUUUUCUUGACGGAAAAACAGAAUAGAGACAAGAAUAUAAGCUUCAUAUUAAAUAUAAUUCUAACUGUUCAAAUUUUGUCAAUUUUCCUGUCCACAUAAUCUAUAUCGAAGAUCUCGGUGUACAACAUUAUAUAAAGAUAUUUAUGCAAACAAAGCUUUUUGAUAUUUUUAUCAUUCGGUAUUUAUGUGUACAUCUUUUUUCCACGUAAUUGUGUCAGGAAAAAUGCAUUGAUCUUUCAUUUCUAUAUUUUAACUAAGCAUUUGACAAAGUUUUUCGAAUAGUUAUGAUUUUUUGUUUUAAAACAGGGCUGAUGCUAAUAGUAUACAAUCUACAAUCUUAAAGACUUAAUUUGUUGUUUGUUUUUUGAGAGCAAAAGACGAAAUGAAUAUACAUAAAGAAAAAGAUAAAUCAUAUAUUCUAUAACGAGAUUUUAUAAAAUGUAAAAUUAUAUUUGCGCCGCAUUUUAAAGAUAUAUUUCAUAUACAUAAUAUAUUUCACUUUACGUACAUGUUAUAGCAUAGCACUUAUAUAUAUUUUAUAUGAACGUAUAUAAAAUAUAUAUGCAGAACAGAAAGAUAUAUGAGUGGUUAUAUCAUCAAUUUUCCGAUCUAAACAAAAUUACAAGUCGUGUUGUUUUGUGUUACUUGUUGUAAACUAUCGCAUUAAACGAUAAUUUUUUUUCUUUUCUCAAAGAAGAACGCGUGUACCCAAAGCGUCCAAGCACGCGUCGCUCAUAUGCGCGUCAUAAAUGUUAAAUAUUUUAUUUAUAUACUAUAAGAGCGAGAGAUGAUUUAAAAGAAGAAGAAACGGAGAAAAAGUAUAUUAUUACUAUAAGCCGUAUGCGAGGUGAAUAUUAAAUUGUGUAUAUUAUGCGAAAACUUUCAAAGGUUAAUUAAGAAUCUGUUAACGACAUUUUAUAUGUUUUCAAAGAGUUAUUUUUGCUGCAUGUAUGCUUAAGCGAGUAAAUGAUUGUCAUAGCAACAUACUACAACUUUCGCAUACAUACCUCACUGAAUAGAUUGACUGGGUGUUGUCUGACAAUAAAAAAAAUAAAAAUCG